GGGCCUCCCACCUCCCAUCCUCAUCAGUCCCGGGCGGACGACGACGAGGGCCGUGUGGCCGCCGCGCGUCCCUGUGCUCGCCCUCUCUCCCGUCCACGAGCGCACGGCGUCCGCCAUGGAAGCACAUCCGGCUGUCGCCGGGGUCUCCGGGCUACGCGUCCCCGGCUCCCCGGAGCGAUGAGGGGGUAGGGGCGCCCUACGUCGCGCCUUGCGCGCUCCGCGGGCCGGGGAGCGAAGGAGGGCCCCCUCCAUCCCCGCACAGCCCCCGCGCCGCCCCCAUCCCGCCCCCUGGGGGCGCUGCCGAGGGGGCGCCCGCCGCCCUUGCCGCCCAGCAGCCCCCGGCGCCCUCCGCUGAAGCCCAGCAGGCGCCACCGGCCCGCCCGUGCCCGCGGCUCGGCAAGCCAGGCGCCGACCGCCGUCCUCCUCGCAAGAUGUGGCACAACAUCGGGCUGACCCUGGUGGUGUUCGUGGCCACGCUGGUGAUCGUGCUGCUGCUGAUGGUGUGCGGUUGGUAUUUCGUAUGGCAUCUAUUUUUAUCAAAAUUCAAGUUUCUGCGGGAACUGGUGGGAGAUACAGGAUCUCAGGAGGGAGAUCACGAGCCGUCGGGCUCUGAGACGGAAGAAGACACUUCGUCAUCUUCUCACAGGAUCCGAUCUGCUCGGCAAAGAAGGGCACCUGCUGAUGAAGGCCACUGACCCUCGCUCUAGUCCUGUACCAGUGAAGGAUGAAAGGCAGUGGAGAGCCUCUGUCUUUAAGGACUGGGCUAUGCAGUUUGGUAAAAGAUGGAACAUUUUUACUUGGAUUUUAAGUCCAAUUAAAAGAAAAAAAGAUUUCUAUGUAAGCCAUAUGAAAAUAAAGGGAAUUAAAACCAAGUCAGACCAUUGCAGACUUCAUCUUAAAGGUAAUCUUUUGCUUUACUAGCUUUCUACCUGCAUACUUACUCUCUGGCUCCCAGCUUAUUAUCUUGCACUGGUGUGUAUCUGGUAAACAUUACAUGCUUGAAAAACCGUAUUUUAUUGAUUCUGUAAUGUAUGUUGUGUUUUUGUUUUUGUUUUCACAUUUUACCUUGUCCGAAAUUGGGAUGUAUCUCAUAAUUACUGUGAACCAGGAGAGGGUCAUGAUGUGAUUGAUUAUCCCAGCCUGUGUGUGUGUGAACUUACUAACAGUUUGUCCCAGCAUCGUCACGGUAUUGUUGGUACCAAAUGUGUCAGGUUUAAUUGGCAUUUAAAGAUGUCUUCAAAAAGAUUGCACUAUGAUUCAGCAUUGAAACGAAAAGUGAUUGUGUACGCAGAAAAGCACGGAAACAGAGCUGCGGGGCGUACGUUCGGGAUUAGUGAAGCAAACGUCCGGCGCUGGAGGAAUGACCGCCAUUCCAUAUUUUCUUGUAAAGCGACAACAAAAUGCUUUACGGGACCCAAGAAAGGAAGAUACCCACAAGUGGAUGAAGCCGUACUCUGUUUUGUCAGUGAGAUGCGUGCAAAAGGAUUGCCCGUCACGCGCCAAGCAAUGCGAUUGAAGGCAGGAGAAAUUGCCAGAACCCUGGGGGUAGACGAAACAAAGUUCAAAGCGACAAGAGGCUGGUGCGAUCGGUUCAUGCGCCGAGCAGGGUUAUCUUUAAGGCAUCAAACAUUGUUUUGCCCCAGACUUUCUGCUGACACUAAACAGAAGACGGGGGUUAGGCACUCUUUCAAGAAACGCGACGUCCCCAGUGCACUCGGUGACACCAAGAGCGCCGUUCUGUGGAAGAAUGCGGACGUCGAUGGCUGUGGUCUGAGAAGUGAUUCAGAAGAGUUGGGCUCCGAAUAUGAGGUUAUAGUUACAACCUAACCACUUACUUCACACUUUCUUUCAGUAUGCACAAGAUUGAUGUGUUAAAGAUCUGCUUAACUCUAAAAAACCAUUUCAAUAAAUAUAAACAUUCUACACA
This is a messenger RNA of Lutra lutra (Eurasian river otter), 1927 nucleotides long. It is a transcript of the gene SMIM13, whose product is annotated as small integral membrane protein 13. The record is from RefSeq and is a predicted model, not a curated record. Lineage: Eukaryota; Metazoa; Chordata; Mammalia; Carnivora; Mustelidae. Bases 432 to 695 code for a protein of 87 amino acids. The transcript is spliced from 2 exons.